GAGGGACGGACACACGGAGGGAGAAGCGAGACACUCGAGCGGCAGAGCUGUUUUCUGGCGAAUCUCUUCUUCGCUGGGGAUAUUUCGACUGCCUCUUUUUGGCGAAAUAAAUAUCACACGCGUUUUCCGAAACCUUUUCACGCGCGCGAGAGCAAGAAGAACUGGGGUUGACUUCUCCCUGGGACUGCGCUUUAUUCUCACUCCGAGAGCUCUCUGGGACUGUAUAAAUCCUCCGACGAAUACCAUGAAAUGUGGUCAGUAUUAAAUCAAGCGUGUCUGUCAAGAAGAAGAAUUGAUCUGAAGUGAAAGACAGGCUGUGUUAACAGCGAAAUUUUGUUGUUUUGCUCCGUGUGAUUUGACCUCUUUCGGCUUCGAGAGGGAAGCGAAAAUAGGCUAUUUUUGUUCAAAGACUGUACACGGACUUUUCGGACUGACUUUGGAGAAAGGUUUCACUUUGGGGAAAACGUGUUUAUGGAUUUGUGCACAGCGAGGAACACCGGGAGUUGUCUGCUACGAUCCCAUGCAUCGAUCAUGUUAAUAUCUCGCUGUUUCUGCAAACUUUGAUUGAUGUUUCCUGAAGAAAAACUCACCAAUAUCGGUAAAAGGUUUAAUAAAUCAGCGUAAUCAACUCGGUUUGACCUCUAGAGGAAGCGGGAAGCGUCUUUUCGCUCUUCCUCGUGUUUUUCUCCCAAGACGUCAGCACGGAUCUCUAUCACUCUCUCUCUCCUGUGAUUUAAACAAAGACCAAAGUGUUUGGGGAUAGCAUGGCAAUGGUAGUAAACCAGUGGCCAGAGAACAUUUCUGCAGAUCCGGGCUCACAGCUCCAGAUUUGCGGACAGGAGCCCGGCGGGGCACCGGGAACCCCUAAUGGUUCCACCCCGGGGAACGAUGCUCUUUCCGGGGAUAAGCUCCCCAACGUGGACUGCAUGGUGUGCGGGGACAAGUCCAGCGGGAAGCAUUACGGCCAGUUCACCUGCGAGGGAUGCAAGAGCUUCUUCAAGCGCUCCGUGAGGCGGAAUCUGACGUACACCUGCCGUGGGAACCGAGACUGUCCCAUCGACCAGCACCACCGGAACCAGUGCCAGUACUGCCGGCUGAAAAAGUGCCUCAAAGUCGGCAUGAGAAGAGAAGCUGUACAACGAGGACGCACAUCAAACUCUCAAAGCAGCCCUGGACAGUACCUGACCAACGGCACUGACCCGUACAACGGCCAACCAUACCUGUCCGGCUUCAUCUCUCUGUUGUUACGUGCUGAGCCGUACCCCACGUCACGCUAUGGAGCCCAGUGCAUGCAGGGAAACAACCUGAUGGGCAUCGAGAACAUCUGUGAGCUGGCGGCGCGGCUGCUCUUCAGCGCUGUUGAGUGGGCAAAGAACAUCCCUUUCUUCCCUGAUCUGCAGCUCAUGGAUCAGGUGGCGUUGUUGCGCAUGUCAUGGAGCGAGCUCUUCGUCCUGAAUGCCGCUCAGUGCUCCAUGCCGCUCCAUGUGGCCCCUCUGUUGGCAGCAGCAGGUCUGCACGCGUCUCCCAUGUCUGCAGAGCGUGUGGUGGCCUUCAUGGACCACAUCCGAGUCUUCCAGGAGCAGGUGGAGAAACUGAAAGCCCUGCAGGUCGACACGGCUGAAUACUCCUGCCUCAAGUCCAUCGUGCUCUUCACUUCCGAUGCAAUGGGUCUGUCAGAUGUCGCCCACGUGGAGAGCAUCCAGGAGAAGUCCCAGUGUGCUCUGGAGGAGUACGUAAGGAACCAGUACCCCAGCCAGCCCAACCGCUUUGGCCGUCUCCUCCUACGCUUGCCCUCCCUUCGAAUCGUCUCCUCUCCUGUGAUUGAGCAGCUGUUUUUCGUCCGCCUUGUUGGCAAGACGCCCAUUGAGACACUACUUCGCGACAUGCUUCUGUCAGGAUCAAGCUACAACUGGCCCUACAUGCCCACUGUGCAGCGCGAUCGGCCGAUCUCCCUCCACUACAAUGAGAACGGGCCCUGAGGUUCAGAGACAGACAAAGACAAAGCUGCCGAAAGAAAUCCAGGCUGAACAUCCAUCCAUACAUCCUUCACUUCCUUUAACUCUCUGCGUUCAACUUUUUCCAGAGGAAGCAUCUCCCUCACCAUUCCACUGAUGACAUACUCCGUUGCCGUCCCGGUUAAACAAACCAGCUAAUCAUUCACCUCAGCCACCAUAGAGACUUGAUGGCUUGUUGCCGACCCUCAGCCGACGGUGCAGGUCUACACUUCAGAUGUGGCAGGAGCUGGACCAGUUGGUAGAACGGGUUAUUGCGCAGUUCACCAGCAGGUCUGUUGGACUCCCUUCAGAUGUCAGUCUCAAACCUCAUAAAUACGAGCAGCAAAAGACAAAAAUUUGCUUUACUGUUGGUGCUAUGCCUACUUUUAGAGGUAUGAGCAUCACAGUAUUGCAAUACCAAGCAAGGGCUUUUCCAAGGACUCAAGAACAAGGAGCAACAAGGCCCCAAUGUACAUUCACCACGUUUUGAAAAGAAAACCAGAAGCCAUUAAGAAAAAAAAGAAAGACAAAUGCCAAAAUGUCUUGGACUUUUGCAGAGGACAUGUUUUAAUGUGUGUGUUUGUAUUAGCACUGUUUAUAUGGAGAGAAAACUCAUGAUUGUGUCCAUAUGUACAGUAUAUCGUUGAUUCAUAGGCAUCUAUAGCGUAUUAGGGUUCAGUGGGAAAAGCUCAGGUUCAAAGGGUGGGUAGACAGACGGACAGACAUGCCAAUAUUAGUAAAAAAGUAAAAGUCAAACCCAGCUAAAUUCACACUUAUCAGCUGCCUGUGCCAAAGCUGAAAAGAAAAAAAUAUUGUUUGGUAUUUUUGUGGGAGUGUUGGUGAUAACAAUAUAAUAUUUGGUUUGUCUAAAAUUGGACUUUUUACUUGUUUUGGGGUCUGAGGGGGAAAAAGAAGUCUGUAAAGGAAAAAUACAACUAAAAGCUUAGGCACUUCAUUGUAAACUAGUCUGACCUACACUUAUUCACUCCUGUACAAUCACAGCACUGGUAGAUUGUCGCUACCUUUUACGCAAUUUGAAUAAGCGUCCUUUUUACUUAUCUAAAAGGCUCACUAAACCCCGUACAUGUUAUCACAGGAGUGACACAACAAUCCUCAGUUUUGUUUAAUAGUUAUGAUUGUCAUUGUUGAAGAAAUUUGGGAUGGGGGGGGCGCAUUUUGCAAAAUUAGCUGUACUUGCCUUAGAACAAAGAUUUUGUCACUGAGCAUUUAUCUUAUGACUGUGCCAUAAUCUCUCGUUACCUGUUAUAACAGGUAUUAUGUCCUGUCAGGAGUGGUAAUGAACCCACGUGAUGUGAAAAAUGAUCGAUCAUGGAGAAACUAACCUGGAGAUGUUCAUAAAUUCGUAGACAUUUUUGAACCUCCUGUGAGUUCUUUUCCACUUCCUGAUGAUAUGUCACGUAGGGAAAUCCCCCUCGACUCAUGUCAUUUGAGCUUAUCGUUCAAUACCGUAGAGAAAACUAUCACUAACCUCUGAAACCUCAGUAUAUGUUACAAUAUAAUCCCAGUUGGACUUAUGACUGUGACUUAG
Messenger RNA from Cheilinus undulatus (humphead wrasse), 3543 nucleotides. RefSeq names its product nuclear receptor subfamily 2, group F, member 5 (gene nr2f5). The record is from RefSeq and is a predicted model, not a curated record. Gene Ontology annotation, biological process: cell differentiation; anatomical structure development; regulation of transcription by RNA polymerase II. The transcript has 4 exons. Bases 765 to 1979 code for a protein of 404 amino acids. Gene Ontology annotation, molecular function: zinc ion binding; nuclear receptor activity; RNA polymerase II cis-regulatory region sequence-specific DNA binding. Lineage: Eukaryota; Metazoa; Chordata; Actinopteri; Labriformes; Labridae.